Molecule: messenger RNA, 387 nt
Organism: Geodia barretti
Lineage: Eukaryota; Metazoa; Porifera; Demospongiae; Tetractinellida; Geodiidae
Source: the annotation of a GenBank genome assembly
AUGGUUGCGGCCGGGCAUCCGCUGGCGGCGCAGGCCGGGAUGGCCGUGCUGCAACGGGGCGGCAACGCCGUCGAUGCCGCCAUCGCCACCGCUGCCGCGCUGAACGUGGUGGAGCCCAACAUGUCUGGUGUUGGCGGCGAUGGGUUCAUCAUGAUUUACAAUCGGCAGGCGGGCAACAUAGAGGUAUGCAACGGGACCGGGGCCGCACCGUAUGCCACCGAUGUCGACUGGUUCCGCGAGAACGGGAUACCGACCAAGGGGAUCCUGUCGGUGUCGGUGCCGGGGCUGGUAGAUGCGUGGAUGACGGCCCAUGCCAAGUAUGGAACGCUGUCGCGGGGCGAGGUGUUCGACGCGGCCAUCGACCUGUCGGGAACGGCUUCCCAGUGA